AUGGCAGGGGCUUCGGGGGGUCCUCUGCCCCAACCCACAGUGAGGAAGAAAAAAAGCAUAUCUAUUGAGGAGAAACUGGGCAUCAUAAGCGCUGUGGAGAGCGGCAAGAAAAAGGCAGACGUCGCAGCCGAGUACGGCAUAAAGAAGAAUUCCUUGUCUUCAAUUAUGAAGAAUAAAGAAAAAGUUUUGGAGGCCUUUGAAUCUUUGCGAUUUGAUCCUAAAAGAAAAAGACUAAGGACUGCUUUUUAUACCGACCUGGAGGAGGCAUUGGUGAAGUGGUACCGAAUUGCUCAGUGCUUGAAUGUGCCGGUAAACGGUCCUAUGUUGCGCCUCAAAGCUAAUGAUUUUGCCCAGAAGCUUGGACAUAGUGAUUUUAAAUGCAGUAAUGGCUGGGGCCAACGGGUUCAAGGCUGGCUCGAUCGUUUCAAGUCAAGGUAUGGCUUAGUUUUCAGAGCUCAGCCUGUAGAAGCAGCUGCUACUACUACAGUGGAUACUCCAACUCUUUGGUACCAAAAUGUUCUUCCUCGUUAUUUAAAUGAUUAUCAGCCAAAAAACGUGUUUUAUAUACAGGAGACCGGAUUGUUGUACCAGAUGUUACCGCAUAACACAUUUGCAUUUAAAGGGGAAACUUGUUCUGUAGGUAAAGUAAGCAAAGAGAGAAUAACCGUGGCAGUGGGUACAAAUAUGGAUGGCUCCGAGAAACUUCCUUUGCUUGUUAUAGGAAAAAACAAAAGUCCACGCUGUUUCAAAGAUGUGAAGUCGCUACCUGUGGAUUUUGAAGCAAAUGAUGCAGCGUGGAUGACUUCAGAAGUGUUUGAACAGUGGAUGCAUAAACUUGAUGACAGAUUUCAAGCGCAGCAGCGACAAGUAGUUAUUCUUGUCGAUUCUCUCCCAGCUCACACAGAAGUAAAGAACCUGAAGUCUGUCAAAUUAGUGUUCUCUCCUCCAGACUCUCCUUCAUGUAUAGCUACAAAACAAGGGGCUAUCAGGAGUCUGAAGGUUAAAUACAGACGCUGUCUUAUCAAGAGAUUUGUUGACUGCGUAGAAGGUAAUAAAGAGUUUAUGCUGACUCUUCUUGAUGCAAUUGAGAUGUUGCACCUGUGCUGGAGGAAAGUAACACAAGAGACUAUUGUAAAAAGUUAUAAUGAAGCCGGAUUCAAAUUAGAAACCAAGGCAAAUGGUAACGACACAGAGGUUGAAAGUGAUUUUGAUUUGAUUGCACAUGCACGGGCAGCUGGAGUGGAGUUUCCAGCAGGUUUAUCUUUGGAGGAAUAUGCAGCUCUAGAUGAUGGCUUGGUAACUUGCGAAAUGCCCACGAAUAUUGAAACGAUGUGUGCCAAAGAAAGGGCAUCAGAUAAAGCUGGGCCAUUUGUUGGUGAUGAAGGUGAGGAUGAAGGUGAUCGAUUUCAGGGAGCUGAACAGCCUUUACCAUCAAAAAAUGAGGCUUUGAGUGCUUUAGAUACCCUUGGAAAGUUUCUCAGAAGUCAAGAUAUGAAUGAUUCUCUUCGUGAUUCCCUAGCUGACCUGGAGAAUUUUAUUGAACAUGUAGCAUGUAAAUAA
Messenger RNA from Pelecanus crispus (Dalmatian pelican), 1560 nucleotides. It is a transcript of the gene TIGD4, whose product is annotated as tigger transposable element derived 4. Gene Ontology annotation, molecular function: DNA binding. The record is from RefSeq and is a predicted model, not a curated record. NCBI's taxonomy places the organism in Eukaryota, Metazoa, Chordata, Aves, Pelecaniformes, Pelecanidae. Gene Ontology annotation, cellular component: nucleus.